Molecule: messenger RNA, 822 nt
Organism: Trypanosoma theileri
Lineage: Eukaryota; Euglenozoa; Kinetoplastea; Trypanosomatida; Trypanosomatidae
Exons: 1
Molecular function (GO): nucleic acid binding
Source: RefSeq, a predicted model, not a curated record
AAUAAUAAUAAUAAUAAUAAUAAUAAUAAUAAUAAUAAUAAUAUGGUGGCACGUGUGGUCCGUACACCGGUAUCUCUUGGGGAUAUCUUUGUUCAUCAGUCGUAUAUUCAAAUGCAGGGAUUCCGUGCACUUUCCAUUGGGGAUAGAGUUGUCUUUCGCAUUGGAGUUCUCCCAGGCAAACGAGCCCAUCAGGCCGUCUCUGUUCAGCGGAUUAAUGAGAAUGGUGUGAGUGAGAACAGCCAGAGCAACAUCAGUCAUCCCAAUAAUAAUAAUAAUAAUAAUCAUAAUAAUGAUCAUACCACUACUACUACUACUUCAGCUGAAUCUACUCUCAACACUACUACUAAUAAUACUACUCUUACAGGAGGAUGUGAUAAUCCAUUAUCAGCAGAAACCACAACUUCUCUCUUGUAUACACAAGGAGAUGGAUUUAAUAUGAUUGGGGAAUUUGAUGACACGGUUCUUCGCCUGCUGGGUCAACUGAGCACCGCCAAUGCAGCUGAGAUGAAUGAACCCCUCAGCGAUACCACUACUAUUACUAAUACUACUAAUAAUACUAAUAAUAAUAAUAGUAGUAGUAGUAAUAGUAACAGUCAUCCUAAUAAUAACGACAACAACAAUUCCAACAACACUGCUGAAAUGCAUGCGGAUCCUUUUUCUUUGCCGUCGCCGCUCUUUGGCCGCGGGCCUGUUGCCUUUCAAACCGCCGAGGACUGCGGAACACCGCCGGCGAAUGGUGGAUUGGUGAUAACAGACGACGACGAUGUGUGCGACUUCCUCGGCGCCUUUGAUGAUGAGAAGUUCAACAACAAGGAAGAGUGA